AUGGGCUAUGCACAAAAACGUCUGGCGAGCACGGCCGCCAAACUAGCCUCGGUCUCUACCGCACACCUCAAAGCCUUCCCCCCGUCCGAGGCCGUCGUCUCUGGCUCCUCAAAACUACACUUUUUCGACACUCAGGCAUGGGCAACCCUCCAGCCCGCCCCACCCACCGCCCUCACCGCAUUCGCACACCGCAUAGGUCUCGGAAAGGUCCUCACCUCCACAGACACCAUCCAGCAGGCGUGCACUCACUCCUCGUUCGUACCACUCUUCAAGCGACAUCAUCCGAAAGACCCUCUACCUGCCACGAAUGCCAACCUGGAAACCCUCGGGAACUCGCUGCUCGGUCUCUUCGCGACAGAAUACGUGAACGCGUCCUAUCCGCACCUUCCGACGCGUGUUCUCAAGGCCGCGGUAAGUGCUUACGUUGGUCCCACGACCUGCGCAGGCAUCGCAAAAGAGAUGGGUGCUACACCCCUCCUGCGAUGGCACAGAACAUCGAAUACACCGCUACGACCCGGCGUCCUGCAUCCGGACGCCCUUUCUUCGAUCCCGCGUGCACUGACCGCACUGGUGUACCAGAACCGCUCGCUGCUCUCGGCCCGGAAAUUCGCACACAAGUUCUUUCUCAGUCGUGAAGUGGACCUGCGUAGCAUGAUAAAAUUCCGCGAUCCUAAACAAGCACUGCUGGAGACCGUUGCCAAGUUUGGGCGAGAACGGCCCGUCUCAAGAUUAUUGAAAGAGACAGGUCGUUUCUCGAAAUCGCCAGUAUUCGUAGUGGGCAUCUAUUCAGGAGCGGGCAAGCUCGGAGAAGGGUUUGGCAGCUCCUUGAAAAUGGCAGAGUUCCGAGCGGCUGAGGAUUCGUUGCUCCGACUCUACCUCACACGGCAGCCACCACAUUUAGUGCAGCUGCCGACAUCGACGUUCCCCGAGGGCACAGGUAGUGUCCUUGAGGUGCAGGGACCCGAGAGCGCGUACGUGCCAGGCGCCAUGGGCGACUCCGAGGUGCUCUACGGCAGUUCGGGGCGGAGUGGGCUGCGGGCCCCUGGACGGCGCGCGCAAGGGGACGAGGAGGAUCUAGAGGAUAUAUAG
This is a messenger RNA of Sparassis crispa, 1089 nucleotides long. Its product is annotated as 54S ribosomal protein L3, mitochondrial. The coding region runs from base 1 to 1089 and encodes 362 amino acids. NCBI's taxonomy places the organism in Eukaryota, Fungi, Basidiomycota, Agaricomycetes, Polyporales, Sparassidaceae. Gene Ontology annotation, molecular function: ribonuclease III activity; double-stranded RNA binding. Gene Ontology annotation, cellular component: nucleus. The transcript is spliced from 4 exons. The record is from RefSeq and is a predicted model, not a curated record. Gene Ontology annotation, biological process: regulation of gene expression; rRNA processing; primary miRNA processing.